This is a messenger RNA of Phaedon cochleariae (mustard beetle), 2443 nucleotides long. The record is from the annotation of a GenBank genome assembly. NCBI's taxonomy places the organism in Eukaryota, Metazoa, Arthropoda, Insecta, Coleoptera, Chrysomelidae.
ACUGCAGCAAGAUAAUCGAAAUCAAGUUCUUCGAUAUCACUAACCAGUAUUUUUAGUCGAACCGGAAUCAGUGCGAGUUGAGGUGUGACCCCAAAUGGUAACACAAUGGCCAAUCUACCUACCUUGUACGAAUACUACACUGGGAACGGCAUCACUCAAGGCUUAUCGGUCGAUCAGCCUUACUACACCCUCAACCACAAGAAUUUCUCCCUCUACGGUGGGUCCCUGCACUAUUUCAGGGUGCCCCCGGAAUACUGGAGGCUCCGGAUGAGGCAAAUGAGGGCUGCUGGACUGAAUACUCUGGAUACCUACGUGCCUUGGAAUCUACAUGAACCCCAACCAGGGAUGUACGACUUUGGAGAAGGAGGUACAGACAUGGAAAAAUUCCUGAACAUCGAGAAAUUCCUGAGGACCGCCCAAGAAGAAGACUUGUUCGUGAUGUUGCGUCCAGGUCCAUUCAUAUGCGCUGAAUUCGAAUUUGGUGGCCUACCCAGCUGGUUGCUGCGAGAGGAAGGCAUCAAAAUCAGAACCUCCGACGAGAAAUUCAUGUCGCACGUACGAAGAUACUUCCAUGUGCUCCUCACCCUGAUAACCUCCCUCCAAUUCACGCGGGGAGGUCCAAUAAUAGCCAUCCAGGUCGAAAACGAGUAUGGCAGCACCGAAAACCCGAAGAGCAAACCACCUUCGGUUCCCGACAAGAGAUACUUGAUGGAGCUUGUGCAGCUGAUGCUGGAUCAUCAAAUAAAAGAGCUGCUCUUGACUUCAGACUCCCCUUUAGCUCACGGCGACAUUGGUUCUCUGCAUACACUCUUCCAAACUGCGAAUUUCAACCAAGACGUGAAAGAACAGUUUCAAGCUUUGAAGAAACUGCAACCAAAUAAACCAUUUCAGGUAACUGAAUAUUGGUCCGGAUGGUUCAGUCACUGGUCAGAGAAUUCAUACGUCGGGAAUGCCUCUCAAUUUUCGGAGCUUUAUGAAGAAAUCUUGAGAUAUCCAGCAUCUGUGACUCUGUAUAUGUUUCAUGGUGGCACGAAUUGGGGGUUCUUGAACGGAGCAAAUCUAGCAACUUUACCUCCCGGUACCCAAGCAACUUACGAACCGGAUAUAACCAGCUAUGACUAUGAUGCACCUUUGAUGGAAUCUGGAGAUUACAACCAAAAAUAUUUCGUGGUAAAGGAUCUACUAGAAAAAUAUAAUGCAGUAAAGACCAAACUGCCAGAUAUGCCGGUACUACCAAAACGAGAAGCGUACGGUUCUUUAGCAAUAACUAAAUAUUUGUCUUACGAUGAUAUAAUGAAGCAACUGCCACAUAAACUGGAAAGUCAGCAAUUGCUGUCCAUGGAAAACUUGUCUAUCAAUAAUAACACUGGACAGCAAUUUGGAUACAUAGUUUACCGUAAAACACUGGUACACAUCAAACAAGUAUCAGUUCUGAAAAUAAACGGUUAUGUUACUGACACUGUCAAUAUUUACAUCAACAGCAAAUUGAUCACUGAAAAUAUUGCCGAUUUGAAUGGUUUUGGUUACUGGAGGCAACGAGAUAGCUACAUAGUUUUGAAUACAACAAUAGAAGAUGCUACUAUUGACCUAGUGGUUUGCAAUAUGGGGAGAAACAACUUUGGGUCCUUAGAUCAGUUCCUUCAGUUUAAGGGACUGUGGCAAAGUGUGACACUUGAUGGUGAAGAACUAAUAGACUGGGAAAUCUUUCCUAUGGAAUUCAAGAAGUCGUGGAUACAAAGUUUGAAUGGUUGGCGCGAUAACAAUGGUCCACCCAAUGUAACGGGUUUUGGGUUGUAUAAAGCAGAAAUUGAGCUGGAAGAUCUUCAUGAUACUUUUAUAGACAUGAGUAUGUGGAAUAAAGGUAUCGUUAUUAUCAAUGGAUUUGUGCUAGGGAGAUAUUGGAGAAUCGGUCCGCAGCUGAGUCUAUAUUUGCCAGGACCACUAUUGAAACUUGGUAGGAACGAUAUCAUCGUAUUCGAAGAAUUCUUUCCGAAGGCAGAAAUUAGUUUUGCUAGUGAUCCAGUAGUCAAAUCAAAGUGAUAAAUACUGUUUAUGAAGAUAAUCAUCUGAAUGAUAAUUAUAGUAUUUACAAAAUGAGAAGAAUUAUUUCAGCAAUCACACCUUUUUCCCUUCUGUUAGAUGAAACUGAUCCUGAACUGGAAAAGAAAAAAUACUGAAACAUUAUACAGAUCAGACACUUUCACUGAAAUAAAUUCGUUUAUGGGGAGGUGAAUCAUUUUUCUGAAAAUUCGCGAGACACGACAACGUUUUAAUGUAUAAUUUAUCUACAUUUUGUGAAUAUAGCCCAUCAUGGGUAGUUGAAAUCAGCUCCGACAUGUUUUUGUCAAAUGCAAGCCUAUGGUUUGUGACCCCUGAUUGGUAUGCUGCUUGAAAAAGGAAUCCAGCGUACUGAUGAUAAUAAUAAUAAUAGUAAUAAUAUUUA